AUGCAUCCUACAACAUAAUUGCUUUAAGAAGCCAGAGACAGAGUAACAUUUCCUACUCAAGAGCUAACCAAAUUACUCUAUGGGAAUGAAGAGAUUUAUGAAACAUUUAUGAAAGCCUAAAAGGUUAUCGCUAGUGAGCCAAGUAUCAGAAAUCAUCCUGAUUAUCACAAUUGGGGACGCAAAGAAUAGAUUAUCAAAUCAUAUGAAAAACUAAGAAUCAUGCAUUAGCAUUUAAAUCUUGCAAAUUCAGCUCAUUGGGCACCUAUGUUGAGUUUAUUCUAAGGUACAACUCCUUCAGCUGUAUCAUUUGGAAUGACUGUUCCAGCUUUGAGAUUCCUUGGUACUGAUGAAUAAUUCAAUCUCUGGGGUCCUAAGUUUCUAACGAUGGAAAUUGUAGCUGCUUAUGCCUAGACGGAAAUUGGUCACGGAAGUGAUGUAUAGAAUUUGGAAACCACUGCAACUUAUGAUUCAUAGACUAAUGAUUUUGUUUUGCAUACACCUUCAGUUCAAGCUGUUAAAUUUUGGCCAGGAGAACUAGGAUUUUUAUCAAAUUACGCACUUGUCUAUGCAAAGUUGAUAUUCAAUGGUAAGAAUAAGGGAGUUCAUCCUUUUAUGGUCUAAAUAAGAGAUAUCUCAACUCAUAAGCCAUUGAAAGGUGUUGUAGUUGGAGACAUAGGACCUAAAUUAGGAUAUUCCACAAAAGAUAAUGGAUUCUUGGCAUUUGAGAAUUACAGGAUUCCACUCAAUAGUUUAUUAGCAAGGUAUGUUAGAAUUGAGAAUGGACAAUUUUCUAGACACGGGAAUGAAAAGAUAUCUUAUGCAUCAAUGAUGGUAUCUAGAUAAUUAAUAAUUUUCAUUUAUCCAAGAAUGGCAGCUUAAAGCUUGACAGUGGCAAUUAGAUAUUCAAUAACGAGAUAACAAUUCACAAAUGAUAAAAGAGAAGAGAACUCAGUCCUUGAAUAUUAAACAUAAUAAGAUAAAUUAUUGCCAAGAUUGGCCACAUGUUACGGAAUGAUCUUUGCUGGCUUAAGAAUCAUGGAAUUGGUUGAUGAUAACUUCCAUCGAGUGUUAAAGAAAGAUUUCAGUACAUUAUAAUAAUCACAUGCUAUUUUGAGUGCUCUAAAAGCUUGGUCUUCAUAAUGGGUUGUUGAUACAGCUGAAUGGUGUAGAUUAUCAUGUGGUGGACAUGGUUAUGCACACUAUUCAGGAAUUCCAGCCAUCUAUUUUGACACUGCUCCAAAUGUUACAUUGGAAGGAGAGAAUCAAGUUAUGUAUCUUUAAGUCGCAAGAUACUUGCUUAAAGUAUUACAAUACGUAGAAAAAAAUCCAGAAAAGGUUCCAUUUUAUUUCAACUUUGUGUUACACAUUAAAGAAACAUUGGCCAAUCAAAGUACAGAUUUAGGAUAAUUGCUCAAAUUGACUCUUACCCUUUAAUUAAUAAGUGUUGCUAAGAAGAUUAAGGAUAAUAUGAGUACAGGCAAGAAUUUCUAAUAAAUUUGGAAUGAAGUUGUAGGAGUUCAAUUAUUAUCUGUGGCUUAAAGAUAUGCUGAAUAUUUCACAUAUUUAGUAUUUUAGGAAUACAUUUCCAGUGCUAAUCCAUCAGUUAAGGAAGUAUUGUAACAAAUGUGUGAUUUAUAUUCACUGUAAGUAAUUUUGGAUAAUCCAAACACCCUUAUUGAAUCAGGUAGGAUAACAGUUGAGUAAUUCAAGCAAUUUAAUGAAACCAAAAUUGAAUUACUCAAUAAACUGAAGCCAUAAGCCUUGGGUUUAGUUGAGGCUUUCAAUUUCUCUGAUAAUGCUUUGAGAACUUGCAUUGGCUGCCAUGAUGGAAAACCGUAUGAAUACAUUUAUGAUUGGGCCACAAAAGAGAAUUCAGUUAAUAUCAAAGGAGUACCUUAAGCUGUGAAUGACUUGAUGGGCACAAAAAUCAAAGCUAGAUUAUGA
Molecule: messenger RNA, 1944 nt
Organism: Paramecium tetraurelia
Lineage: Eukaryota; Ciliophora; Oligohymenophorea; Peniculida; Parameciidae
Exons: 4
Biological process (GO): lipid homeostasis; fatty acid beta-oxidation using acyl-CoA oxidase
Cellular component (GO): peroxisome
Molecular function (GO): acyl-CoA oxidase activity; FAD binding; fatty acid binding
Source: RefSeq, a predicted model, not a curated record